AUGUUCGAGCGGAGGAUCAAUGCCAUGCAGACCAUUGGCAUCAACAAGGAGGACCUCACUGAAGUGUUCCACAUGGUCGCAGCAGUACUCAAUCUGGGCAACGCAAAGUUCGAUGCUCCACCCAACAACAGCGAGGGCUCUAUGGUCAUGGCGGAAUGCGCCAACAGUGUCGCCAUGGCGGAGAAAUUGCUGGGCAUCAAGAGUGGGGAGCUGGAGAAAGCUCUGUGCAACCAGACGCGCGUGACCCGUUCCGAGAGGAUUCGCAGCCCAGUGAAUGUGCGGCAGGCCGCUGACAAUCGGGAUGCCUUGGCUAAAGCUUUGUAUGGAAUUGUCUUCAACUUCAUAGUGUACAGUACCAACCUCUCCAUCGGUUACAUCGAUGACGUGAAAUUGUUUGUAGGAGUGCUGGACAUUUUUGGCUUCGAGUGCUUCAAGAUGAACUCAUUUGAACAGUGGAUGCCACAGACGUUGUGCAUCAACUUCACCAAUGAAAGGCUGCAGCAGUUCUUCAACUCCUUUGUCUUCAAAUUGGAAGAACAGCUUUAUGAGCUGGAAUCCAAAGAGAUGUCUCAGAAGUCUUGCUGUGCCAAAGCGGAAGUGGUUGUGAUGCGAUGCUGGAUGAGGAAUGCCUCGUGCCGAACGGCUCUGACCAAGGCAGCUCAAUCUCCAGAGCGAGGGCAUUCCAGUGCAAAGGCAGCUGCCAAGCACAGGUCAGAAACAGCAGCAAAGAAGAAACAAGAGCUGCAGCCAAGAACAGUUGAGCACCGCGGCAAGCAACGCGCAGCUGUUGCAGAAGCCUGGAAAGUAAAACAGAGGUACAACAUUGCCUUCCAGUCAUCCAUGCUUGUUGUCAUGGGCCAGCAGUCUGCUGGCAAAACAUCAUUCAUCGAACGCUACUUGAGCUACGCCUACAGCGAGGUCAAGCGUGGCAUGGGCACCAUGCGGCCGGCAGUUCUAACUUGCCUUCCACAGGAACCCCACUUGGACGACGUCAUUGAGGUCGCAGAGGAGCUUGAAACAGGUGGCCAGAGCCAAGUGGAAAGGUUUGAGGGUAGCGCAGCCCGCACCUACCUUCAGAAUUGGACCAUUGAGAAGAACAGGAUUGGGAAGCCAAGCAAGAAGAAACUCCUGAUCACUAUAUUCUCGAAGGAGUGCACGACUCCUAGGCGCAUCAUGGACAUGCCUGGCAUCCGCUCCAAUGACGAAGAUGGCAACGAAGGUUUCAAUGAUGCCAUUGUGGAGAUGGUCUUGGAGGAGUUGAAGAAACCAGAUUCCAUUGUUUUGUCCUUGGCAGACGCCAACAAUGAACCAACCCUUGAUCAAUUGGUCACUCUCCUCAAGAAGCAUCGUGCCAUACUCCACCAGGUGAACCUUCACAAGCGCUUCCGGUUGGUCUUAACCAAAUCGGACCAAUGGUUCCGGGGCAUCAGUGGAGGAAAGAAGGUGCAGGAACACUUGCGAUCCUGGCAAAAUGAGCUGUUCGGCUUUGAGCCCAUGCUCAUUGGCUCCACACUCGAUCCAAAGCAGGCGGACGAAAGCCCUGAAAGUCGCACGCUGCAGUACAAGACAGCAGAUGAAAGAGAGGCGAAGAGUGUGCAAGAAUUUUGGGAUGAGUCGUUAAAAGGUGAACUGGAACAGGACAAGGCCUUUGUGAAGUAUUGGGAUGAAAAGGUCGGCUUCAAAAAGGUUGUGCAGAUUGUUGAGGACCAUGCGUUGGACAUGGAUUUGGAAAAAGUCACGGUGAUGAUGCGAGAGAUUCAGCUUCAUCAAGAUGAUGUGAAGGUCCAAAGUCAGAAGAUUGAGGUUGAUUUGAGGAACAGUGACUCUCAGCAGCUCAGGUAUCAGGGCUCAUUGCUUGUGUCCGCUCUGGUGGGAGACACGAAGCGCUUUUCCACAGCUUCGACAGGUGCAGGUGCUGAGCUGUUCUUGUCGCACAGUGACACCCUAAAGGAGAACGCCAAGACAUUGGAGGAGGAAGAAGCUGACUUUGAAGCAAAGCGGAGCGAAUAUUCACCCGAUGCAAUGCACAAUGCUUUUGAGACUUCUGUAGGACGCACCAUUGACUACACCAGAUCAGACGAGCAUGCCCCUGGCAAUUUUGAGGAGUUCUACAAGGAGAUCAAGGAAGACAAGGCUUUCAUGACCAGUGCCCCGUUGAGUGCAAGCCGACUGACUGCUGGUGCCGCUGGCUAUCGGGCGGGGCAGUUCUUUGAACGCAUGGUCUUGCGAUUCAUGCACCCCGAGCCAGAAGAUCGUGAUCGCAUCAACUGUGCCGGUGCAGUGAACACUGACUUCAUGUUCUUGGACGAUGAACUUACUCGGGUCUUGAAAGUAUUGCAAAUCAAGGCAGCAAAACUCCGAGAAAUUGCGCUGUACUUUGUGCAAAAGACUUCUCACAUGCAGAUGAUGUGUUUUUCCUAUGCGUGGAGCAACAUGCUCCGGAAGAAGCAGUUUCGACCUUUCAUCGAAUCCCUGGCCGCUGUGGCGGGUGAAGAUCGGGUCUAUGAGACUUUGCGCCUUGGCUUUCACAAGCAGCUUCUGGUGCAUGCUCAAAAGGCCUACACGGACUGA
Molecule: messenger RNA, 2571 nt
Organism: Durusdinium trenchii
Lineage: Eukaryota; Dinophyceae; Suessiales; Symbiodiniaceae
Source: the annotation of a GenBank genome assembly